This is a messenger RNA of Lacerta agilis (Sand lizard), 849 nucleotides long. RefSeq lists its product as uncharacterized. The transcript is spliced from 5 exons. The record is from RefSeq and is a predicted model, not a curated record. The coding region runs from base 115 to 849 and encodes 244 amino acids. Lineage: Eukaryota; Metazoa; Chordata; Lepidosauria; Squamata; Lacertidae.
CACAGAACAGCUCAACUGCCUUGGUUAAUGCCUGCCAACUGCCGUGCAAGUGAAGAUCUUCAACUGGUUACUACUAAGAUUAUUUCUGCCCACAGUGCAGAGAGGAAUAGAUAGAUGCUGAACUGGAUCUUGAUGAGAAUGAGGAAGAGAAGUAAGAACGACCGCAUGCAGAUCCCUUGGAGGCAACCCUUGCUGUUAGCGGUAGAAAGGCAGAAUUCACAUAUGAGCAAAGAGAAGGAAUAUGAAGAGCAGAGGUCAGCUCCCUUGGAACCAGUCCAUCCUUUCUUUAGUCUUCUCCAAGAAUCACGGUCAGCUGUGGAGUCGAAGAAAGCCAAAAUGGGAAAACUAACACCAAGGGUUGUCAUUCCUUUAAUGGAGCCCUCAAAGAAAUGGAGAAAGUUUUCUUACUCUCCUCAGUGGAUUAGUAUAUUGGACGUGGCUCAGAAAAUCUUCGAUGAAGAAGAUAGAGUGAAGAAGAAACAAAAGCAGAAUAAAAGGGGAGGGGAGGAAAUGCUAGCAGGUGGGAAAUGGGAGGAGGGGAAAGGAGAAAUUAAAAGGGAACAAUUGUCUGACUUUUGUGCUCUAGAGGGCAUCCAACCAAAUCCUGGACAGGAUCUGCAACCCUCACGGGAGCAAUUGCCAACUCCAGGGCCAUCAUAUCUAAAGGCAGAGAAAGAGAUCUUAACAGCAAAUGAAAUAGAGGAUAUCAUCCAAGAAAUUGUGGCUGUCAGGGCUAAGGAGAGGCUCUCUGAAGAAAGCAUGCCUCCUGAAGGGAGAGAGAAGCUCUUCUAUCAAGAUGCCUCUUCUAUCAAUGUGCAGAAGCCGCGCUACCGGAGGAUGCCACACUAA